Molecule: messenger RNA, 1070 nt
Organism: Chionomys nivalis (European snow vole)
Lineage: Eukaryota; Metazoa; Chordata; Mammalia; Rodentia; Cricetidae
Gene: Mrps12
Product: mitochondrial ribosomal protein S12
Exons: 3
Coding region: 160-576 (138 amino acids)
Biological process (GO): translation
Cellular component (GO): small ribosomal subunit; ribosome
Molecular function (GO): structural constituent of ribosome
Source: RefSeq, a predicted model, not a curated record
AUAGACUGUGUCCUUGUCCAAUGGUCACCUUUGUCCCGCCCCUUUAGUGCCGCAGGAAAGAAAUAGCCAAUCACAAAAGAGUUCCCGGAAGGGGCUGGAGAGAGGGUUUAGUGUGUGUGCGACCCUGCUAGGUUGGUGAGGGACGCAGCAGGCGGCGAGAUGUCCUGGGCCGGUCUUCUCCGCGGCCUCACCACGUCCCUCAGUCGUGGCCUGGCCCUAGGUCCCCAGCUCUGGGCCACACGUUCCAUGGCCACCCUGAACCAGAUGCACCGCUUAGGCCGCCCGAAGGAACCCCCUAAACGUCUGGGUCCCACAGAGGGCCGGCCCCAGCUGAAGGGUGUGGUGUUACGCACAUUCAUCAGAAAGCCGAAGAAGCCCAACUCGGCCAACCGCAAGUGCUGCCGAGUGCGCCUCAGCACAGGCAAAGAGGCUGUCUGCUUCAUCCCCGGGGAGGGCCACACCCUGCAGGAGCACCAUGUGGUCCUCGUGGAGGGUGGUCGGACUCAAGACCUGCCUGGGGUUAAACUCAAAGUUGUGAGGGGCAAGUAUGACUGUGGCCACGUGCAAAAGAAGUGACCGUGAUUGACGGUGGUCAGGCACUGGGUCCCCAGAAACCACUUCUUGCUCUAGGGACCGCUAGUCUUGGACUCAAAUCUUGCUCCAACUCAUCAAGACUGUUAUAAAUCUGCCAGCAUUCUGGAGGUGAACUGGAAGGAAGCACCCUUCGGCCCACUCCCUUGACUCGUGUGUUUAGUAUCCACAGGUGGGAGCUCAUUGCUGGGUGGGAGUUGAAUAAACACCUGCAGCUUGUGGUGUCGCCCUUCGUGCACUGCCUCUCCCUGGCUGUGGUGACAUAUACCCAUCCCUGUACCCCAGUUCCCUCUUCCAGAGGAAAGUUUCCUGACAGAGGGGCUGUUCUAGGUGCUGACGAUUAUUAGUCAAAUGUUCCACAUGCUUAGUGCAUGUGUGUGGUGGUGUUGGUGUGCAGGCCCUGUGGAAGCCUGGCCCACAUGUGGCCAUGUGCCAGGUAACAGUAAGGCUGAUACUGGAAGGUCGUUGAAAUGGUGAAA